AUGGAUUGCUUUGAGAAUGGAAGGUUUUCUACUCAGACGGGCUCCCAGCAGCACAGGGACAGCAGUGGCUGUCAGAUGAAUGAGGCUGGCAGACCUGCCAAACGUGUCCGAAAGAAGAGGAGACUGCUUCUGGAGUCUGAGGAUGAUGAGGAAAAUGCAGAUGAGGAUGAGGAGAAGAAUAAAUCAAAUAAUAUGAAAAGCCGCAGAAACACUAAACCAAUAAAACAAGUUGUUCCUGGAAAGAAGAAGGUUUGGAACUGGGUUUCCUACCUAGAAGAGGAACGGAUGCCAGCUGCUCCCCUCAAACUGUUCAGAGAGUAUCAAUCAUUCCCAGAAGGCCGAAAUGGAUUUAAAGUUGGAAUGAAAUUGGAAGGGCUGGAUCCUGAACAUCCCUCUCGAUUUUGUGUUCUCACAGUGGCUGAGGUGAAAGGGUUCAGAAUGAGAUUACACUUUGAUGGUUACCCCGAGUGUUAUGACUUCUGGGUCAAUGCUGACUCCUCUGACAUCCAUCCUGUUGGCUGGUGUGAAAAAACAAGUCAUAAACUGCUCCCUCCUAAAGGUUUCAAGGAGGGAGAAUUUAAUUGGACUUCCUAUUUGAAGAACUGCAAAGCUCAAGCAGCUCCAAAAAGCCUUUUUAAAACCCUCAGCACUCCUGUCACACCCUCUGGUUUCCGACUGGGAAUGAAACUGGAGGCAGUGGACAAGAAGAACCCGUCGCUGAUGUGUGUCGCCACCAUCACGGACAUGGUGGAGAACCGCCUGCUGAUCCACUUUGAUAACUGGGAUGAGAGCUAUGACUACUGGUGUGAAGCCAGCAGCCCAUAUAUUCGUCCUGUUGGCUACUGCCAAGAAACUGGAACCCCCCUGACAACACCACUUGGAUACAAAGAUUCCAAAUCCUUCUCCUGGGAGAAAUACUUGGAAGAAACUAAUUCCCAGGCAGCUCCAGCAAGAGCAUUCAAACUGCGUCCUGCUCAUGGAUUCCAAGUUAAUACGAAGUUGGAGGCUGUGGACAGAAGAAAUCCCAUCUUGAUAAGAGUGGCAACAAUAGUUGACAAAGACGACCAUCGCAUCAAGAUACAUUUUGAUGGCUGGGACUCCAGUUAUGAUUUCUGGGUGGAUGCAGACAGCCCUGAUGUCCACCCUGUGGGCUGGUGUGCAAAAACUGGACAUGCCUUGGAAGUCCCUCUAGGUGCUGGUGCUGGAGUGGGAACAGUGGGACAAGCGUGUCCCACUCCCGGCUGCCACGGUGUCGGUCACGUCAGGGGCCCAAGAUAUGGGACUCAUUAUACGUUGGUUGGCUGCCCCUAUUCUGAUGUGAACCUCAACAGAGAGAACUUGUUCCAGGACCGCCUGGGUGGGGACAGACCUUCCCCCAGCAAUAACAUGCAGAAAGCCAAGAGGCUGGAGACUCCUGGCCCAUUCCUGUUAGGAGCAGGAGAGUCUUCUCAGGAAGACUCUCCACAGUCCAGAAAACCUGCACAAGGCAGUGAAAAGUCGUGUCAAGGCAGUGAAAAGUCGUGUCCAAGCAGCGUUCCCAGCCCGUCGGAACAGUCAGAAAACAAUCAUGAGAGAGACUGGGGAGAAAAGGAUUCCUCUGCAGGCAUCAAAGCCAAAAGGAAGAAGCUUGGGAGUUCACAUGCCUAUAUAAAGUUCCAGCUGGCAAAACAGGAAAGCAAUGGGAAAGACCCUGACCUGGAUCUCCAGCAGGCCCUCCACCAGUCCAUCUUCAUGCCUUCCCUGGCCUCCAGCCCGACCCACCGCCUGCACCUCUGCUGGGAGCAGCACUGCAGGCUGUUGCCAGAGGUCUCGGGCCUCACGGCCAAACACGUGGCCAAAUGGAGUGUGGAAGAGGUGGUGAGCUUUGUCCAGCGCUUACCUGGUUGCAAAGAGCAAGCAUCUGUUUUCAGGGAUGAGCAGAUAGAUGGUGAGGCCUUCCUGCUCCUCAACCAGAGUGACAUUGUUAAAAUCCUCAGUAUCAAGCUGGGUCCUGCCCUGAAGAUCUACAAUGCCAUUCUCAUGUUCAAGUCUGCAGAAGACAACUAA
Messenger RNA from Chaetura pelagica (chimney swift), 2046 nucleotides. RefSeq names its product lethal(3)malignant brain tumor-like protein 3. Gene Ontology annotation, molecular function: zinc ion binding; protein binding. The record is from RefSeq and is a predicted model, not a curated record. Bases 1 to 2046 code for a protein of 681 amino acids. The transcript has 19 exons. Gene Ontology annotation, cellular component: nucleus. Lineage: Eukaryota; Metazoa; Chordata; Aves; Apodiformes; Apodidae. Gene Ontology annotation, biological process: regulation of DNA-templated transcription.